AUGCCCGUUGAUCGAACCCGCGCAUCCUCCUCCAACGAUUCAGAUGAUUACGAACAGGAUUCCUUAAUACGCCAAAUAAGGGAAUUUCAGUACAACUCUGAUUCUGAUGAUGGCGACAGGGAUAGACAACAAGAUGAUGACGAGAGUGGAAAUGGACAAGAAGACGCUGAUGAGGCUAUUCGACAUGAGAAUGAGAAAGGUAAAAAGGUUGUACCUCUCCACGUUGAUGAUAGUGAUAGCCAUUCUCUUAGGGGUGCAAGACAAACGAGGUGUACAUAUGAUGAAGUCCCAAAGAGAGCGAAUAGUGAGAAUCAACUUUCCGAAAUGAAAACCUAA
Messenger RNA from Kwoniella shivajii, 336 nucleotides. RefSeq lists its product as uncharacterized. The record is from RefSeq and is a predicted model, not a curated record. The transcript has 2 exons. Bases 1 to 336 code for a protein of 111 amino acids. NCBI's taxonomy places the organism in Eukaryota, Fungi, Basidiomycota, Tremellomycetes, Tremellales, Cryptococcaceae.